AUGGAGGCUUCUACCGAACAAUUCACGUCCAAGGAACAGGUCGUCGACGCCGUCCCCAAGCGCRUCAAGUCGCUUCAAUUCGGCCUGCUCAGUCCGCCAGAUAUCGUCGCGCAAUCCGUGGUGCCCGUGGGCGAUCGGAAUCUCUACGAUUUGGCUGCGCAGGCAGGUGCUGGCCGGACAAUCACCAAACAUGGUCCGCUCGACCAGCGUUUGGGUACGUCGUCGAAGAAUGGACUGUGUGAGACUUGUGGGCAGGGACUGAAGGAAUGUAAUGGGCACUUUGGACAUGUCAAGCUGGCACUGCCGUGCUUUCACUAUGGCUAUCUCAAGAGGAUCAUCGAGGCACUCAAUUGUGUGUGCAAGGACUGCAGUCGAGUGCUGCUGCCGGAAAAGGACAAGAGGGAUUUCUUGAAAAGGUUGCGGAAGCCCGGAUUGGAUGGACUACGCAAGGACGUCAUAACGAAGGCUGUCUCUGCUGAGUGUAGGAAGGUCAAGGUCUGUCCGCAUUGUUCUGCUUUCAACGGACCCGUGCGCAAAGUGCCUGGCCAUCCGAUCAAGAUGUGGCACAACAAAUACGCCAUCUACACAAACUCGAACGCGAAGAGCAAGGUCAAGCCGCCGGACAUGCAGCAGUUUGAGAAGACUUUCGAAGAGGCUAUCAAGGCGAACCCGGAGGUGGAUCGCCACAUGAAGCGUGCCUCGGACGAUCUCACACCUCUCAGAGCACUCAACAUCCUGAAAAAAGUCCCCAAUGCCGAUGUAGAACUACUGGGGAUGAAUCCUAACAACGGCGGCCGACCUGAACACAUGAUCUGGACCAACAUUCCUGCUCCACCCGUGGCCAUCCGCCCUUCCGUGGCUCAGGAGACGGCCAGUACCGAGGACGACGUUACGAACAAGCUGGGUGAUAUCAUACAGAUCAACAUGCUAAUCACAGCCACACUCCGCGCUGGGCAACCGCUCGCUAAAGUCAUGGACAUGUGGGAGUUUCUCCAGGUCCAGAUCGCCAUGUAUAUCGAUGGUCAAUUGCCCGGUCUUGCACGAGAUGCGUCGUACGGAAAGCCGAUGCGUGGAUUCUGUCAACGUCUCAAGGGUAAACAGGGUCGCUUCCGUGGGAACUUGUCUGGAAAGCGUGUCGACUUUUCUGGACGAACUGUCAUCUCACCGGACCCCAAUCUCUCCAUUGAUGAGGUUGCGGUACCCAUGCGCGUGGCCGUCAACAUGACCUACCCGGAGAGAGUUACGAAGCACAACUUUGAGAAAUUGAAGGCCUGUAUCAGAAGAGGGGACAAGGUCCACCCGGGCGCCAACUUCAUUGUCAAAGGUCGCGACAACAGGAGGGUUGUCCUGCGAAUGGUUGGCAUGAAGGGAGACUUGAAGAAGGUGGCAGAUCAGCUGGAGCUCGGCGAUAUUGUUGAGCGACAUCUCGAAGACGGAGACAUUGUUCUCUUCAACCGGCAACCUUCUCUCCACAAGCUUUCAAUUCUAUCACACAGAGCGAAGAUCCGGCCGUGGCGAACUUUUCGCCUCAAUGAGUGUGUUUGCAAUCCCUACAACGCCGAUUUCGACGGAGACGAGAUGAACUUGCACGUCCCACAAACCGAGGAAGCACGAACGGAAGCCACCGAGUUGAUGGGCGUCAAGCACAAUCUUGCAACUCCUAAGAACGGAACCCCCAUUAUUGCCGCCAUUCAGGAUUUCAUCACCGGCGCAUAUCUGAUCAGCCGCAAAGAUCAGUUCUUCAGCCGUAGAKCAUUUACGCAAGUGGUUACAUUCAUGUAUGAUGGCAUGCAGGUUAAGGAUCCGCUCACUGGGGAGAAGCACGACAUUGAGAUCCCACCGCCUGCAAUCUGGAAACCACAGACGUUAUGGACCGGUAAGCAGAUCUGGAACGUGCUCAUGAAGCCACACAAGCACUAUCCAGUGAAUGUCAAUCUGGAAGCGAAGCUGAAGCAGUUUGCGCCGCCGACUCGGAAGGGAGACAUUGACGACAUGGUUGACUCGGAUUCGUACUUGGUAAUCAGGAACAGUGAGACCAUGUGCGGAGGAUUUGAUAAAGCUACAGUCGGAGAUGGAAAGAAAAACAGUGUCUUUUAUGUCAUCAUGCGAGAUUUCGGUGUCGACUACGCCGCUGCUGCCAUGACACGUCUUGCGAAGCUCUCCGCUCGAUGGCUAGGGGAGCAAGGAUUUUCCAUCGGCAUCAGCGAUGUCUACCCGAGUGCCAAGCUCAACGCGAGAAAGAAGGCUCUCGUUGAUGCGGCGUACAAGCAGUGUGACGACAUUAUUGACAAGUUCAAGAAGGGCAAGCUUGAGCGUAGCGCUGGGUGUGACGAAGAACAAACGAUGGAGAUCCUGAUGUCCGGUAUUCUCAGUUCGGUCCGACAGCAGUGUGGUGAUGCCUGUUUCGCGGAACUCAGCAAAUUCAAUGCUCCCAUGACGAUGGCCAAAUGUGGAUCCAAGGGCUCUAACAUCAACGUCUCUCAGAUGGUGGCUGCUGUAGGACAGCAAAUUAUCGGAGGAAAGCGUGUUUUGGAAGGAUUUCAGGACCGUACUCUGCCACAUUUCGCCAAAGCCAGUCGAGAUCCCCUCGCCAAGGGAUUUGUGGUGGACAGUUUCUUCAGCGGACUCAGCCCGACGGAAUUCAUCUUCCACGCCAUGUCUGGAAGAGAAGGUUUGGUUGAUACCGCUGUCAAGACCGCCGAGACUGGUUACAUGUCACGUCGGUUGAUGAAAAGUUUGGAGGACCUGAGCGCGCAGUAUGAUCUGACUGUGCGAAAUUCCWCGUCGGGAGUCGUUCAGAUGAAGUUUGGUGACGAUGGAUUGGAUCCCGUGGAUAUGGAGGGCAGUGCCAAGCCUGUCAACUUUGAUCGAACGUGGAUGCACGCGAUUACAAGUACUUGGGACAACAGCGAGCCUGGUCUCCUCCAGGACGAGGUCGAAACAAUUGUCAAGGAGAGGCUUGACAAAGAGCGCAACAAGCUUGGCAGAGUCACCGAUGAUGGCCUACCACUCGCGUACGACGACCAGACACCAAAGUCCACCGACCAGUUGGAGUAUAGCAGAACUUUCCUCGACGAUGUCACCAACUUCAUUUUCGGCAAACACAGGAAGAUGACCAGCUCCCAAGCGCGCCUGCCAAAUAGCGACGGUGUCUUCAAGCUCUCGAAUUCCGCCCUGCAAUGCUUUCUCCACCUAUGUCUGCUGAAGUUUGAAAAGUCCAAGGUCGAAGCCGGCCACGCGGUUGGAGCGGUUGGAGCCCAGUCCAUUGGAGAACCUGGAACCCAGAUGACGCUCAAGACUUUCCAUUUCGCUGGUGUCGCUGGUAUGUCCAUCACACAGGGUGUGCCGCGUAUCAAGGAAAUCAUCAACGCAAGCAAAGUGAUCAGCACGCCGGUCAUCACCUGCGCACUCGAUUCACCAUAUGAAGACAUGGCAGGUCGUUUCGCCAAGGCUUUGAUUGAGAAGACCUAUUUAGGUGACAUUGUAGAUUACAUCGAAGAUGUGUGGCACGCCAAUGGCUGCUACAUUAACAUGCGCGUCAAUUGGGAGCAGAUUGAGAAUUUGGGCCUGCGGAUCAACAUGUGGAACAUCGUUGAUGCCAUCAACCGAUCCAAGGGCUACAAGUCUAUGGGUGUGAAUGCCAGCGCUUCAGAAAGCCACAUCCGUGUGCGCCUCUCACUUCCAGAUUCUGGAAAGCUUCGCAAAGCAGCUGCGACGAAGCAUCUCCGAUUCUCCGAUCAUGAUGACUCGGAAGUCUUGUUCAUGCAGAUCCACACUCUCAAGCGCAAGCUGCCUCAGGUGGUGGUGAAAGGCUACCCAGACGCUGCAAGAGCCAUCAUGAAGAAGGACGACAAAGCUGAUGCUUCUGGCAGAGAACCAAUCUCUGUGCUAGUCGAAGGUUACGGCCUCAAGGCGUGCAUGACCACCGAUGGUGUAGACGGCUACCGCACCAAGAGCAACAACGUCAUGGAGAUGAAGGAAGUUCUUGGAAUUGAAGCCGCGCGUAAGACCAUCAUUGACGAAAUUUCCGCUGUGAUGGGAGGUAUGGACAUUGAUCCGCGACAUAUGCAGCUUUUAGCAGACGUCAUGACCUACAAAGGUGAAGUCCUGGGCAUCACCCGUUUUGGUCUGGCGAAGAUGAGAGAUUCAGUCCUCCAGCUUGCCUCCUUCGAAAAGACGCCCGAUCAUCUGUUUGAAGCUGCGGCCAAGGGGAAGAGAGACGACAUUGAAGGUGUUAGCGAGUGUAUUAUUCUCGGGCAGGUCAUGGGUGUCGGCACGGGCGCUAUGAAAGUUGUGAGACCGCUCGCCGUGGAAGGCGUCAAGAACAACGUUGGAGACACGACAUUCAAGAGCGAGGUCAGAGCUUGUUUGACAGCCAGGAGAGCAAGGAUGAAGGAGCGGAGGAAGGGAAUGGGGAGCAUGGUCAAUGGGCAUGCUGCUGAGGUUGCUGCUGCUGCUUAG
Molecule: messenger RNA, 4461 nt
Organism: Ramularia collo-cygni
Lineage: Eukaryota; Fungi; Ascomycota; Dothideomycetes; Mycosphaerellales; Mycosphaerellaceae
Product: probable DNA-directed RNA polymerase III largest subunit
Exons: 1
Coding region: 1-4461 (1486 amino acids)
Biological process (GO): DNA-templated transcription
Molecular function (GO): DNA binding; DNA-directed RNA polymerase activity
Source: RefSeq, a predicted model, not a curated record